This is a messenger RNA of Jaculus jaculus (lesser Egyptian jerboa), 1272 nucleotides long. RefSeq names its product zona pellucida glycoprotein 3 (gene Zp3). NCBI's taxonomy places the organism in Eukaryota, Metazoa, Chordata, Mammalia, Rodentia, Dipodidae. Gene Ontology annotation, biological process: binding of sperm to zona pellucida; positive regulation of acrosome reaction; egg coat formation. Gene Ontology annotation, cellular component: extracellular matrix. Bases 1 to 1272 code for a protein of 423 amino acids. The transcript has 8 exons. The record is from RefSeq and is a predicted model, not a curated record. Gene Ontology annotation, molecular function: acrosin binding.
AUGUUGCUGAGCCCUCCGCCCCAACUCUGUCUGCUGCUGCUGUGGGCCGGCGCGGAGCUCUGCUCUCCCUCUGCCCUCCGGCUCUCGCACGGCGGGACCCCCGGCCCUGUCCGGUCUUCCUCGCCCGUGGACGUGGUAUGUCUGGAAGCCCAGCUGGUGGUGACUGUCAGCAGAGACCUCUUCGGAACCGGGAAGCUAGUGGAGCCCGCGGAUCUCAGCCUGGGCCCUGAGGGCUGCCGGCCCGUGCCCUCCCUGGACGCCAGCGUGGUCAGGUUUCAGGUGCCCUUGCAUGAGUGUGGCAACAGAGCGCAGGUGACAGAGGAUGCCCUGGUGUACAGCACCUUCCUGCUUCAUGACCCUCGCCCUGUGGGAAACCAAGCUAUCCUGAGGACUAACCGCGUGGAGGUGCCCAUCGAGUGCCACUACCCCAGGCAGGGCAAUGUGAGCAGCCUCGCCAUCCAGCCCACGUGGGUUCCCUUCAGCACCACGGUGUCCUCGGAGGAGAAGCUGGCCUUCUCUCUGCGCCUGAUGGAGGAGAACUGGGAUGCUGAGAAACUGUCCCCCACCUUCCACCUGGGAGAGGCAGCCUACCUCCAGGCUGAGGUCCACACUGGCAGCCAUUUGCCGCUGCAGCUGUUUGUGGACCACUGUGUGGCCACUCCAUCACCGGACCAUACCGUGUCCCCAUAUCACGUCAUCGUGGACUUCCAUGGUUGCCUGGUGGAUGGUCGAUUUGAAGGCUUUUCUUCGUUUCAAGCCCCGAGACCCAGGCCGGAGACUCUCCAGUUCACAGUUGAUGUGUUCCAUUUUGCCAAUAGUUCCAGAAAUACGAUGUACAUUACCUGUCACCUCAAAGUCACUCCCGCUAACCAAGCCCCAAACCAGCUCAACAAAGCCUGUUCCUUCAACAAGACUUCCAGUAGUUGGUGGCCAGUAGAGGGCACUGCAGACAUCUGUGAAUGUUGUAACAACAGCGACUGUAGCAUCCAGGGCUCUUCCAAGAACCAGACCCACAAAGGGAACCAGUGGCCCAGGUCGGCUUCCAGAAUCCGCAGGCACGUGACAGAGGAAGCAGAUGUCACUGUGGGACCACUGAUAUUCCUGGGAAAGGCCAGUGAACAAGCUGUGGAGGGCUGGACCUCUUCCUCACAUACCUCUGUGGUACUAGGCUCAGGACUGGCCACGGCGGCAUUUCUGAUUUUGGCUGCUAUUGUCCUGGGCGUCUCCAGGAGAUGCCCCACCAGCCUCUACCCAGUGUCCUCUUCUCAAUAA